AGAACUCUCCUCAAACCUCCUUAAGCACCUAUAAAAUCUUCAUUUUGUAAUAUCUACCUGAUCGACAUCAUCAUGUAAAGAUUUAUUAUCUGCUUGAAAACCAAAAUGUUCUCCUAUCAUAUAAAGCUAUCAAAUAACAUUUGAUUUCGCAAUAUUUAUUAUAUUUGUUAUUUAUACCACAAAGCAAAUGCUGAGAAGUGAGAGUGGAAAGUAAGUAAACUCAGAAAGCCACAGAAACCCAGGUGCACACACUGCACAUACUCAUGCUGCCACUAUUCAUUCGGAACGCUUUAGUUACACCCGUUCACGAUUUAGUUACUCCAUAUACCAUGGACCACAAGAUAUAAUCAAUCCCCCAAUAUACUGCUAUAAGUCGUUGGGCUUUGAAAAAGAUACAACAACAAAAUAAAAAAGACACAAACAUGUUCGCAAAUGGCUUUUUGUCACAAUUCACAACCUGCAAAAGUGUAACAGUUCAUUCGCUAACUCCUGGCGGAACGUAUACCAAGUUCGGUUAUGUGCAAGAAUUAAUUUUUUCUGAAAGUGCGAUUAACUGUGAAAUUGAAUUUAAAUUAUGUACUUUUUUAAAUACGGGCUACUUGUCUUGACAUUGGUAACAUGGUUCGCAAAAUCAUCUUCAUUCGAUUACGAUUACGAAGAUGAGCAUGGUGAUCGUGAAAAACGAACGUUAAUUUUGGGAGUUAUAUUCAAAAAUUUACUACUGCAACAGGCUUUGGCUAGAAAUAAUAUGAGAAUGAACGCUACAACAGCUAUGCCACCUAUGAUGGCAAAUACUUCACCAGCACCCCAAGCUCCUGCGCAAUCGCCACCACCACCUCCACCCCAACCAUCACCACCGCCACAACCUCCACCACCUGCUCCAACUUCUCCCGCCCCACCACCAGCACUCCAUCCAGCAGUAUCUACGCCUCAAGGAAUUCGAGCUCCUCAAUUAGUACCCCAAGGACCUCCUCCUUCGCAAGGAUUUCUACCACAUCAACAAGGCUUUAUUCCUCAAGGAUAUCCAUCAUAUAACCCAGCGUUUCAUCCAUCUCAGCAGGCAUUAUAUUUCCCACAAAACUAUCCAUUUGGAGUUUCACGAUUCCGCCAAUUGCCCUUCGGACCAGCUCCUCCAUUGGGAGCGCAGGCUGGACCCCAAGGUGCUCCAAGAGUUCCUGUUAAUUUUCCAUUCAACUUUCAAAAUGGAAUAUUUCAAGGCAUACCACAGAGGGCAUCAUUCCUACCACAGCCUGGAACGCCAGGGUCAGCAUCUCAGCCGCAGCCCGCAUCGCCACAGCAGGCCCCACCUUCUGAUUCAGGGCCAUCACAAAACCAAAUACCACCUUCUGGAGGUGGUUCACAAGAACAGGCGCCACCUUCAGGUCCUGGACCAUCCGGCCCAGGAGGAGAUGCUUCACAAGGACCUUCCCAAGAUACUCAGCAAAGACAGGAUGCAGGACCAACAGCACCUGAAAGUCAGAGCCCAUCAGCUCCGGGAGGUGAAAAUCAACAAGAAUUGCCACCAGACUCCUCGAGUCCUGAACCUCCGCCAUCGCAGCCACCUUCAGGAGGAGAUGGUUCACAACAAGACUUCCAAUUUGGGCCAGGGCCAUCAGACUUUCCGCCAACACAAGCUUCAGGAGGAGACGGAUCGCAAGGACAAUUUCCAAAUUUCUCGUUUGAUCCACAACAAGGCGCAAGUCCUCCCAAUCCACAAGAUCCAGCACCAGAACAACAAGGACCACCACCAAACUUCUCAAGCCAACCAUUGGAUCCCAAUUUACAACAACAAUUCGACCCGCAGUUGCAGCAACAAUUAUCUAGCAAUGGACUCUCUGCAGAUCCUCCGCAAAACUUUGCACCGUCUAAUGGAUCCCCACAACCUGGACAACCUGAUAAUAGGUUUUUCGAUUUGCGGCAGUUUGCUGGGGCCGACAAUAGUGUCUUUGAUUUUCCUCAACAAGGUGGAUCUCCACCAAAUGCUGAUCAGCAACAACAACAACAACAGCAACAACAAACUCAACCAUCCUUCCCAAACAACUUUCAAAAUGGACUUUUUACACCAAGUGGCCAAGAACAAUCGCCCUCAUCAGUCAGCGAUCCAAGAUUGGAUUUCGGUUUUAGAGGGCAACAACAGUUUGAUUUCUCAUCACCAUUUCAAGAUUCCGGUAAUUUUCAAAGGAAUUUCUUUCAACAAAAUUUAUUUUAAUAAUAAAUUCUUGUGAAACAAAAAGAUACCUUCG
Messenger RNA from Episyrphus balteatus (marmalade hoverfly), 2243 nucleotides. RefSeq names its product basic salivary proline-rich protein 1-like. The record is from RefSeq and is a predicted model, not a curated record. Bases 575 to 2209 code for a protein of 544 amino acids. The transcript is spliced from 2 exons. Lineage: Eukaryota; Metazoa; Arthropoda; Insecta; Diptera; Syrphidae.